This is a messenger RNA of Betta splendens (Siamese fighting fish), 1186 nucleotides long. It is a transcript of the gene cyba, whose product is annotated as cytochrome b-245 light chain. Lineage: Eukaryota; Metazoa; Chordata; Actinopteri; Anabantiformes; Osphronemidae. The transcript has 6 exons. Gene Ontology annotation, cellular component: NADPH oxidase complex. Bases 102 to 659 code for a protein of 185 amino acids. The record is from RefSeq and is a predicted model, not a curated record. Gene Ontology annotation, biological process: superoxide anion generation. Gene Ontology annotation, molecular function: heme binding.
UUAUUUACACACCUCACUGGACGCCGGCUGCACAAACCACUGGUUGUGGAGUCGCGAGCUCAGGUCCGUCUCUCUGCUGUGGCUCCGUUUGGGUGAACGCGAUGGGGAAAAUAGAGUGGGCGAUGUGGGCCAAUGAGCAGGCUCUGGCUUCGGGACUCAUUCUUCUUACUGGAGGCAUUGUGGGAGUGGCGGGCCAGUUCAGGGGCUGGCAGUUUGCUGCUUAUUCAGUUGCAGCUGGAGUGUUCGUGUGUCUGCUUGAGUAUCCCAGAAGCAAGAGGGCCAAGGGCACAAGUGUGGCGAGAACAGGCCAGUUCUGCUUCACUGUGUGUGUAAAAGCCUUUGGCCCUCUGACAAGGAACUACUAUGUCAGAGCAUUUCUACAUGCUGCACUUUGUGUACCAAGCGGGUUCAUGCUUGCUACUCUCCUUGGAUGCGUUUGCCUCGGUAUUGCCAGCAUCAUAUACCUUGCAGCGGCUAUCCGAGGUGAGCACUGGGAGCCCAUUGUUCCAAAGACGGAGAGCCGAAAGCCAGUUCCGGAAAGCAUCAAGAAGCCUCCUCAGAACCCACCGCCAAGACCUCCCCCUGAGCUGCGCAGGAAGCGCGUGGAUGACCUGGAGGGAUCUGCGUACGACAACCCUGUUACAGUCACAGACGAGUAAGCGGCUUCAGAGCCCUGGAAGCUGUUUGCCUUCCCACUACCUGCUCAGAUGGAGCGUCCAACUGGACCCGUCAACGAGUCGCAGUGGGACAUGCACAGCACCGACACAUCUAUAGUUUUCUGAAGUUUAAUGGCUGGACAACAUGUUGGGACCACGUCUUCAUACCUCAACCUGCGGACAAACUGCGAAAUAUGAAAUAAUUCAUGGGAGGAUGGGUACAAUGAUUAACAUUUUAUACCAAAUAGCCUGCAACUGUAGAUCAGUCAAAUGUUAUAGCUGCUAAGUGGCAACCACACACCAAUGUUGUCCAGUCAAAAAUAUGUAUGUUGAUAUUCUUACAGUACAGUUUCCUUGCUCCGUUUUAAGCUCUUUUACUUCCACGCAUAGAUCUAUCUUAGUAAACUGUAGGAACACUCAGUUCAUGACUCCGUCAUAAUUGGCAUGUUGAUUUUUGCUGUACAAGGCUGUUGUUAACCAGUUGGUAUUAUUUUUUCUGUAUGCUUUGUAAAUAAACUAUUUCAGCUGAA